Messenger RNA from Rotaria sordida, 1420 nucleotides. The record is from the annotation of a GenBank genome assembly. NCBI's taxonomy places the organism in Eukaryota, Metazoa, Rotifera, Eurotatoria, Philodinida, Philodinidae.
AAUUAAUCAUUUGUGGAAUUUUCCUUGUUAGUCGCGACACUUGCAACAGAUAUAAGACGAUCCUAUGAAGCACAACUCAACAAAACAAUUGACAAGCCAUCGAUAUGUAAAUUUAUCAACAAUCACAUACGAAUGAAAAAAAGAAAGAAAAAGACAUGCGAACAUAGAAAAUUGUUAUGAUCAAAUUCAGAAUUCUACUGUUUUCUCAUUGCUUCAAGUACUAGCUAUUUGUAAACAAAAAAGCAAAUAAACUUCAUCAAUUUUCUCUUAUUCUUUGUUGCAAUUUGUUUACUCAAUGAAAAAGAAUAACUGGAAAGAAUUCUUUGAAAAUAUAGAUUCCGCUCGAAAUAAUAUGAAAAAAGACAUGAAUCUUUAGUGACUUCAAACAUUUGAAAUUUUUUAUUCGAUCUGAUAGAAGAAGCCUACUUACAUAGGUUUUAAAUGAUACUUUACUUGAGUCAAUAUUAAUUGACAAGUUGUUCUUUUUGUUUACUCGAUAUUAUUAUAUUGACCAAAACGUCUACCCAGUAUGGGACUACAGAAAGACAUGUAACAAUAUUUUUAUCAUUUGUGGAAAAAUACCCAGAAGUUCACCUAUAUAAGAGAAGUUGCAUACCAAUAUUACUUUAUGUUUUUAAUUUUAAUAUAUACAAAAUACAAAACUUGGUAAAUUAACUUACUCGUUCUGCUAAGCAGAAACUUUCACACACUUUAAUUAAAUUCAACUUUCGUUUGUUAUCGUUAUUGAAGGAAACAAUUCAUUUUUUUUUCUUGGGAAGAAUAUAUUCGAUAGAUUCUAAGGUUUUGAAUAGGAAAUCACUUUCAAAUAACAGCUUUACAUGAUCAUCAAUAGUGAUUAACUCUCGAAAUUUCAUUUUUGAAUACAGGUUUUUUUGUAUACAUCAUUUUUAUUUCAGUGUUUCAACUAUUUUUCAAAAACAAAAACAAUCGAUAUAAUGAUGUAACAAUUGAAGAAGUCGAUAAGACAAAAAAUCAAGAUGAUCUUACACAACUUAAAAUUAAUAUUAAACAACAUGAUACAAUUAUAUAUGGGAAAUUUAACUUGAUUUAUUUGAAAUAAUUUAUAAAUAUUAAUUUUUAUUUUUAGGCAUAAUAAUAAUUCAAUGUACUAUAUUAUCAGAAAUUCUCAAGAAUAAAAAAUUACUUAAAUAUUAUUGUGAAAAUUGAGUUCGUAAAAAUUAAUUGUAAAUAUGAUGGUAUUAAUACAAUAGUUAAUUUGGAUAUAGCAUUGAAGAAAACAAAAUCUAAGAACGAUUCAUUUAUAUUUUUCGAUGCCGAUGUUAUUCAUCCAACUAAUAUUACUCGUCAACAUCAAUCUAUUGCAGCGAUAGUUGGUUCUGGUGAUUUAUCAUGUUCAAGAACAGCUGUACGUAUUUAUAAACAAUAUUCAAAAGAAUGA